CUGGCUAGCAGCGAACCCGGCGGUGUUUAGGACCCGGCGGGACACACGGUACAAUAGCGCUCUUGUGCCGUGUUGGUAGGCCGACUGGAACCAGGAGCAGUCCACUGUGGCGGCACACAAAAACCCUCAAUUUAAUCCAACUGGCAGUUUUUAAAUACGAGCGUUUGUUUGCGUGGACUCUUUGUGCUCGCUGCCGGCCGCCGUGCGUGGACUGAGGCGGACAAAGCAGAGCUGGACGUGAAGGGAUAAAGUGAAGUGCUCAAGUGUCAGCGGAAGCUACUAGCAUGCUUUUCAACUGCAGCUUUAUGGGUGUGACAGGAUGAAACGUCUUAGGACCCCCAGCAGCAGCGACACUUCUGACAAUGAGAGUCCCUCAACGUCCUUCUGCUCGUCCAACAAGUAUGGCAGCAAACCCGGCACGCCUGCCCCGGACCUCAAGAAGCCGGCUGAAGUGUUCCGAAAAGACCUGAUCAGCGCCAUGAAGCUGCCGGACUCCCACCACGUGCCGCCGGAGGACUACUACCUGCUGGCCGACUCCUGGAAGCAGGAGUGGGAGAAAGGGGUCCAGGUCCUGGCGAGUCCGGACACCAUCCCGCAGGCGUCUGUCAGGAUCAUGGCGGAGAAGUCCAAAGAGGUUCUCUACAGCCACCAGAAGAAGUACAUCCAGUGCUCCGGCCAGGAGACGGUGGAGCCGGGCUACGUCAACAUCAAGGAGCUGGCGGAGGCCAUGUGCCGCUACGACCUGGACGACGUGGACCUGUACUGGCUGCGGGCCCUCAACACGGAGCUGCUCCGCAUGGGGGAGGAGCCUAUCGACGAGCUGAUGAUGGAGCGCACCAUGGAGGCGCUGGAGGGCCGGUGCCACGACAGCAUGAAGCACGCCAUCCAAACGGUAGAAGGGCUGGGCAUCGAGUACGACGAGGACGUGGUGUGCGACGUGUGCCGCUCACCCGACAGCGAGGAAGGCAACGACAUGGUGUUCUGCGACAAGUGCAACAUCUGCGUGCACCAGGCCUGCUACGGCAUCGUCAAGGUCCCCGUGGGGAACUGGCUGUGCCGCACCUGCGUCCUCGCCAUCGACCCGCAGUGUCUCCUGUGUCCCAAGAAGGGCGGGGCCAUGAAGGCCACGCGGGCGGGCACCAAGUGGGCCCACGUCAGCUGCGCCCUGUGGAUCCCAGAGGUCAGCAUCGCCUGUCCUGAGAGGAUGGAGCCCAUCACCAAGGUGUCCCACAUCCCACCCAGCCGCUGGUCGCUCAUCUGCAGCGUGUGCAAGGUCAAGACGGGCGCCUGCAUCCAGUGCUCGGUGAAGAACUGCACCACCCCGUUCCACGUGACCUGCGCCUUCGAGUACAGCCUGGAGAUGAAGACCAUCCUGGACGAGGGCGACGAGGUCAAGUUCAAGUCCUACUGCCUCAAGCACAGCAAGCCCAAGGCGGGCGAGCCGGGUCUGGGUCUGAGUCCGGCGCGGCCCAAGGCGCCCUGCGACUCGGCCAAGGUGGGCCAGCGGGCUCAGCGGCUGCAGGAGCUGGAGGAGAAGUUCUACGCGCUGGUGCAGCCCGACGAGGUGUCGCGGGCGGUGGCGCUCUCACAGCGUCUGGUGGACUUCAUCUACCAGUACUGGAAGAUGAAGCGCAAGAGCAACUUCAACCGAGCCCUGCUGGCACCCAAAGACGACGAGGAGAACCUGGUCCUGCAGCCACACCAGGACAGCAUCCACACCCGCAUGCGCAUGUUCAUGCACCUGCGCCAGGACCUGGAGAGGGUGAGGAACCUCUGCUACAUGGUGAGUCGCCGAGAGAAGUUGAAGCUGCUGCAGAGCAAAGCCCAGGAGCAGAUGUUCAACCUGCACGUCACCCUCAUGAGCCACGACCUCUCUGCAGGCCUGGCUGCGUGCGUCCCAGUGGAGAGUCUCCUGUUCCGGCCUCCUCCCAGGAUCACCUUGAAGCUAAAGAUGCCCAAGUCCUCGGUUUUGCCCGCCUCCAAGUCCGCCAACGGGCCUCUGUGCCCGGACAACAGCGGCAACGUCGCGGAGCGCCCCAGCGAGGGCUUGGGCCAGGGCAAGCCGCAGCUGCACGGACACGCCCACAGGGAGGAGCGGGCCAACGGGCGCCUGGCGGGCUCGGCGUCGGGCGUCAAGCCCACGGGAAAGCCGCUGACGCUGCACGCCGCGCUCCACGGCCACUCUUCCAACGGCAGAUCUGAACAGGAGCGAGCGAACGCCAACGGCGUCUCGGAGAAGGCGGUGGCCCAGAAGGACAGCUCGUGUCAGACCCCCGCUGAGCCGGGCGCUCCCAAGCAGACUUUGGACAAAGGCUCUUUUGGCAAGUCUGCCAUGGAGCACUUCGGCAGGUCCUUCAAGGAGGCCACCAUGAACUUGGUCCGCACCACGGAGGACCUGCGGGCCUCGGACAAGCUGAGCCGGAAGGAGAGACUUUGGCCCAAGGCCGUGUCGGAACACCAGGCCAACAACACCCGCCUGUGCCACGACAGCGACGGCUACUGCCCAGACCUGGAGCUCAGCGACUCCGAGCCCGAGGCCAAGGGCAGGCACCGGCGCCAGGCCGGCCAGCCGCCGCCGCCACCGGACACGGCGAGGAGGAGAGGGGGCGGCCAGAAGGGCGCCGGGCGCGGCAAGCAGACGCUGGGCCGCGUGCAGAGGUGACGGCAGAUUUUUGUACUUGGCACAACUUUCUACCCAACAGUCGCACGGGACCGUGGCCUCCAUUUGUACUUGGCACAACUAUCUACACAACAGUCACAUGGGACUGUGGCCUCUGUUUGUACUCGGCACGACUAUCUACACAACAGUCACUUGGGACUGUGGCCUCUGUUUGUACUUGGCACGACUAUCUACACAACAGUCGCAAGGGACUGUGGCCUCCGUCUCACCUGCCAGCCUCUUCUAAAAGCUGCCUUUUAGAAAACCGUAUGAACCUGGCUGGUGGACUUCUUGUCGCCAUAGCAACAGCAAAUCAUUGACUGUUUAUGGAAACACUAAGACCUGGUCAGACCCGGUCCUGUGUGCGAGGACCACCUUCUGACCGAACCAGUCGUCACACGUUGGCUGCCUUGACUUUUGAUAAUAAACCAGCAACUGUUUGCA
Messenger RNA from Nerophis lumbriciformis (worm pipefish), 3103 nucleotides. It is a transcript of the gene jade3, whose product is annotated as jade family PHD finger 3. NCBI's taxonomy places the organism in Eukaryota, Metazoa, Chordata, Actinopteri, Syngnathiformes, Syngnathidae. Gene Ontology annotation, biological process: regulation of transcription by RNA polymerase II. Gene Ontology annotation, cellular component: histone acetyltransferase complex. The record is from RefSeq and is a predicted model, not a curated record.